AUGUCUCGCUUCGCCCCUCUUCGGCCCCUCGCCUCUCUUGCUACUGCCGGCCCAUCUAGGACCAUCCCUCGGAGGGCUUUCGGCAUGGCAUCUUCUCUUCCAGGAAUGGGCUUUGGAGACGAAGCCGCCAAUCCUGUCAUCCGGGACGCUUUGGUGCCGAUUGUCGUUGAACAAACAGCUAGAGGAGAGAGGAGUUAUGAUAUCUACUCGAGGUUAUUGAGAGAACGAGUCAUCUUUCUUGGACCUGUAAAUUCGCAAGACUCUACACUCCUCACCGCCCAGCUUCUCUUCCUCGAGGCUGAAGAUCCCAAACGUCCUAUCAAGAUGUACAUCAACUCUCCCGGCGGUGUUGUCACAUCAGGGCUGGCAAUCUACGACACGAUGCAGUACAUCUCUCCCCCGGUUCAUACUUUUUGCCUCGGCCAAGCUGCUAGUAUGGGAUCCCUUCUUCUCGGAGGUGGUGCUCCUGGACACCGGUAUGCGCUCAAAAACAGUAGUGUCAUGAUUCACCAACCAUCCGGCGGUGCCCAAGGUCAAGCGACCGACAUAGCCCUUCAUGCUAAAGAGAUCCUCCGUAUCCGCGCCUCCUUGACUGAUAUCUAUGCUGAUCACUGUACCCUUGCUGGCGAGGAGAAGGCAGCCGCGAGGGAGAGAUUCGAAAAGGCGCUGGAGAGGGACUAUUUCAUGACGGCAGAAGAGGCUGUCGAGUUUGGGAUUGUGGACAAGAUUGUGACGAGGAGGGGAGCGGAUGUGGAGAGCGAGUAG
Molecule: messenger RNA, 765 nt
Organism: Cryptococcus amylolentus CBS 6039
Lineage: Eukaryota; Fungi; Basidiomycota; Tremellomycetes; Tremellales; Cryptococcaceae
Product: ATP-dependent Clp endopeptidase, proteolytic subunit ClpP
Exons: 5
Coding region: 1-765 (254 amino acids)
Biological process (GO): protein quality control for misfolded or incompletely synthesized proteins
Cellular component (GO): endopeptidase Clp complex
Molecular function (GO): serine-type endopeptidase activity; ATPase binding; ATP-dependent peptidase activity
Source: RefSeq, a predicted model, not a curated record